AUGAGGUGGAUGCUGCUUGCCCAAAUUGCCAAGAAGAACGCGUCCAACCAGGUACCCAUCAAAAGUGUAGCCAAUGGUACUAGCAGCUGCUACGACUGUAGAAGAAGCUACUCCCUCUUUAGGAACAAACUUUGGACCCCAAGUGAGGACAUAAUUUAUCGGAAAAACCUCGACGUCAUUUGCCAAAGCAAUGUGUUCUUCUACACCGUCCUGAAUGUAGAUCGGUACAGUCACUUCCUGCCCUACGUCACGAAAAGCAAAAUAACGGACAAGGCGGAGGAGCACUUCAGGGCCUUCCUCCAAAUAGAAAACCUUCUUUUCAAAGAAUCGUACGACUCCGUUAUUCGGUUUAAGGUUCCUACCACUGUCAAGGUCUCCAGCGCAGACACGAACCUGUUUAACCACUUGACCACUGAAUGGAUCAUUGAAGAAAAAACCGGUUGUAUCAACGUCGACUUUUACAUAAGCUUUCGGCUAAAGAACAUGGUUUAUCAGAACUUCAUGCGGAUGUACAUACAAGAGAUGGGGAAGAAGAUACUCUAUGCCUUCAUUCGGGAGGCGCGCAUGAACAGCCUGAGAAAUGUCGACGUGCUCUUCCGUCACUUGCUCCAGCGGUGA
Messenger RNA from Plasmodium coatneyi, 618 nucleotides. RefSeq lists its product as uncharacterized. NCBI's taxonomy places the organism in Eukaryota, Apicomplexa, Aconoidasida, Haemosporida, Plasmodiidae. The record is from RefSeq and is a predicted model, not a curated record. Gene Ontology annotation, molecular function: ubiquinone binding. Gene Ontology annotation, biological process: cellular respiration; ubiquinone biosynthetic process. The transcript has 5 exons. Bases 1 to 618 code for a protein of 205 amino acids.